Messenger RNA from Loxodonta africana (African savanna elephant), 4069 nucleotides. It is a transcript of the gene ARHGAP20, whose product is annotated as Rho GTPase activating protein 20. The transcript has 8 exons. Bases 1 to 2889 code for a protein of 962 amino acids. Gene Ontology annotation, molecular function: GTPase activator activity. The record is from RefSeq and is a predicted model, not a curated record. Lineage: Eukaryota; Metazoa; Chordata; Mammalia; Proboscidea; Elephantidae. Gene Ontology annotation, biological process: signal transduction; regulation of Rho protein signal transduction.
AUGACGAUGGUGGUGCUGGUGGUUUCUUUUAACAAUUUUAAAGUGCUUACUAUCCACCAGAUAGCGUGGCAUGAAUAUCCCUAUGGAAUUAAAAUGAGCCAUCUUCGAGACACGGUGCUUCUGACCCAGGGAUCAAAGGACUCCACCUCCCCUUCCAACCCCCAAGAGCCCUUCCUCAUGGAACAGCUGCCCCGAGAGAUGCAGUGCCAGUUCAUCCUGAAGCCCAGCCGCCUGGCAGCCACCCAGCAACUAAGUGAUUCCAGUCAGAAGACAUUUAAAAGGAGGAGAUCUAUCAUAAACUGGGCCUUUUGGCGGGGUUCGAGCACUCACCUGGACAACUUGCCCAUGUCACCAACAUCUCCUUUGCCAGGCCAGCUCUUUGGUGCUUCCCUGCCAAAUAUUUGUGAGAAUGACAAUCUGCCCAAACCUGUCUUGGAUAUGCUUUUCUUUCUUAACCAAAAAGGGCCCCUCACAAAAGGCAUCUUCAGACAGUCGGCCAAUGUGAAAUCCUGCAGAGAGCUGAAAGAGAAACUGAACUCUGGAGUAGAAGUACACCUAGACUGCGAAUCUGUUUUUGUGAUAGCAUCUGUCCUAAAGUGCCUGGCACAUAUCAGUAAAUAUGUACAGAAUGAUUGCAUAAGUGAUCACCAGAUGGUGAACUUCACAGACAUCCUGGUACACUUCCUGGAACUAGCUAUUACUAGAAGAGAUGUCGGGCUUUUUAAGCUAUUAGACCAGCUUCCGAGAGCCAAUGUUGUUCUCCUAAGAUAUCUUUUUGGAGUAUUAUACAACAUUGAGCAACAUUCUUCAUCCAAUCAGAUGACUGCGUUUAAUUUAGCCGUGUGUAUCGCUCCGAGCAUUCUUUGGCCUCCUACUUCUUCCAGCCCAGAACUAGAAAAUGAAUUUACAAAAAAGGUUUCUCUGCUUAUACAAUUUCUGAUUGAAAAUUGCUGUAGGAUAUUUGGAGAAGAAAUCACUUCCCUCUUGGGAGAGAUUUCAGUGAGAUGUGAUAAUAGAGAGAAUGCCUCAGAUAUUUCCUGCUUCCAGCUGAAUGACUCCUCCUAUGACAGCUUGGAAAAUGAACUCCAUGAAGAUGUUGACGCUCCAUGUAGUGACUUGGUAAAGAAGCUCAGUCAGGGCAGUAGGAGCAUGGACUCUGUCUUAACCCUCAGUGACUAUGACCUAGAUCAGCCUGAGGCGGAAGGCCUUUUAGCCCUGAGCGACUUUGACUUAGACCAUUCUAAAGAUGAUGACGUUCAAGUGAAACCGCCCCCUGAAUCCAAGCUGAUGAGCGUUUCAGCAGUAUACGCAAAGGUCCCGCCGAGCGACCGUGCCAGGGCCCCCUCCAGCGUGUGCACUCCCACCUGCCUGUCUACAGCGGCAGCAGAUGCUCCCAAGAGCCCGAGGCGACACCGGCGCUGCUCAGAGCCCAGCAUCGACUAUCUGGACUCAAAGCUUCCCUAUCUCAGGGAGUUUUAUCAGAAAAAGUUACGUAAGUCCAGUUGUGAUGCAAUUCUCUCUCAAAAAGAUGAGGACUACAUGAAACAGACUCAGCCCCUCCAAGAAGAGAGUAAGGCAUGUUUUAAGCGGAAUUUAGUCACAGGCACUGAUAUCAGCAAGAAAAAUGCCACUAAUCAAAAUGUUAAAAAGAAAAGCUUGUCCAGUAAUGAAGGACAUCGUGUGAAACUCUUCCCUAAAUCCAAGCCAGUGGCCAUUUCUGUGGCACCUUACAGUGGCAUGUCCCUACAGGAUCAUUGCAGGACCCAGCCCAUAAAUGCAGAUACACCGGGAUACUCCCCACCACACACAGCAGAUGCCCUCAAGAGUUCAAGGAUGCACCGGCGCUGCUCAGAGCCCAACAUAGAUGACCAGCAUUGCAAGCUGACGUAUUUCAGGGGGAUUUAUUCAAAGAAACAACAUAAAACCAGCUGUGAAACUGGUCCUUUGCAUGGAGAGGAAGAUUAUCUCAAGCGGCACAAGUCUUUACAAAUGGAAGGGCAAAAACUUAUUAAUCAGAGCUUGGUCAUGGGAAUCGAGAUAGGCAAGAGUAGUGCCACACACCAGAACACUGAGAAGGUUUUAUCCCCAAGAUUAAACAUUUGCCCCAGCACUAGUUACUCCAGCUUAUCCUCCCCAGGCACUUCCCCUUCUGGCUCAUCAGUGAGCUCCCAGGACAGUGCUUUUUCUCAGAUUUCUGAACACUCCAUGUUUACCCCCACUGAAACCUCCUCUCCCAUUGAUUGCACUUUUCAGGCUCCGAGGAAACAGGAAGAGCUUUCUUCUGACUUUAGCAGUUCCAGCCUUGUUUCUCUAAUGCCCAGUUCCUCAUCAGGGCAGGCCAGCAACUACCUGGCUUAUCCAAAAAAGGACACUGUAGAGUGGCAUUCACAAUUACAUUCUGUAACUCUUCACCCCAGCACAUGGUUAAGAAACGGUGUGGCCAGUUUGAAAAACUGGUCCCUCAAAAAGAAGGCAAGGGCAUCUCGACCAGAGGAAAAGAAAAUAUGUUCUCUGAAAGGACCCAUAGAGCCACCUCCAUAUGAUUCCGGUUUUCGAGAAGCCAACUUACUGCAAGAGAGACAGAAAGACAUAUCCCUGAGGGCAACUGAAGGACUUGGAGCUGGACAGACAAGCCAGUGGUAUAGUUCUUACCCCUGCCAGGACUCAGAAAAACAGUGUAGCUCUUCAUUCAGCCUCAUGGAAGACAGACUCAAGUUUUGUAAGAAGUCACACAAGGAAGUAGAGGAUGGUGGUAAGCACUCUCCUGGUCCUCUACCUUGUGAAAGGUCCUCACCCAGCUCUUUGACUGUGGAUGAUGUGUCCAGCCCAGAAUCGGGGACUGCAAUAGUUUGCGAUGAUGGGGACAGACAUUUAACCAAAGACAUUUAGCCACAAUAAGAAUCUGAUGUCUCCAGGAAUAGGAGCUGGGCUAAUUUACAACAUAAAGACAAUUAUUAUUAUGACCCCUUUAUAUAAGAUACCUGGGAUAGGUAGCAUAAGGAUAAUCAUUGCUAGGACUUACGACAACCAAAGGGUUCUCUUUACAUGAGACUACUUGGCAAAAAAUUUAUUCUCAAAAAUUUGAUCACCUUAGUGUUUGGGAGGCUUUCCCUUAUUUUGGAGCAUGGGGUUGGUCCCGUCAUGUAUUUUUAGACGUACUAACAGAUGACUAGAGGAAGCAAAGCAAUCUUCUGUUGAGGAAAUCCACCUUGUGUGAAUAUCCUGUGAGAUUUGUUGCCUGAGAAGACCAGGGUAACAUAAAUUAAAGGUAAGGGACAGGGGAGAGAGGGAAAGGGUGCAGAAAAGCCAUCCACAAUCCAUGGAGUAUUUUUAAUAAAAUAAGUAGGUGAGAAAAAUACCACUAAUCAAAGCAUUAAGAAGAAAAGCUUAUCCAGUAAUGAAGGAAAUCAUGUGAAACCUUUUCCUAAACCCAAGCCAGCGGCCAUUUCUGUGGCAUCUUAUAGUAGCCCUUAGAGGAUUGUUCCGGGAACCAGCCCAUUGAUACGGCUACGCGGGAGGAAAGUAGAGUGAUUCAAGAGCCAUGGGCACCACAAGAGCGUUUUUUGCUGGUUAUGCUGCCUGAUUUGUUUUUCCAUUAAAGUGCUGUAUUGCUUUUUAAAGCCUCCAAGAAACAGAGCUGUCAAGAGAAACAAAGAAAUGGUUGCUCAUAUCAGUGUCCUUUGCAGAGGCGCCCGUGCUGGAAACAUUCUCUAGAAAGACACCUGUUUAAAAGAUGCCGUCACCAACAUUUGAUCCAAGCAUGACUCCUUUUUGCUGAAGUGUUUCUCUGCAGUCCUGCCUCAUAGGUUACAGUCAGCUCAGAGAAAUUACAUAUAAAUCAUCCAUUUCUAAUUGCUGUAGUUUGGCAGUUGAGAGAGCCAUUUAGAGACCAGCAGGUUAUAUGCAGUCACAGACUAGAAUACCCAUCAAAGUGGCUGCCAAGCCGUCUUCUCAGUCAUUGGCUUUAGGUUUUCUUACCUUCAGAAGUUUUUCCGUAUUUUUGUCCCAAAUAAUUCAUGGCUUAUGGAUGGUUUCCACCCCAUUGGUUUAUUUGAUAACCAUGGACGCU